This is a messenger RNA of Saccostrea cuccullata (small rock oyster), 1567 nucleotides long. RefSeq lists its product as uncharacterized. The transcript is spliced from 9 exons. The record is from RefSeq and is a predicted model, not a curated record. The coding region runs from base 37 to 1524 and encodes 495 amino acids. NCBI's taxonomy places the organism in Eukaryota, Metazoa, Mollusca, Bivalvia, Ostreida, Ostreidae.
CUAAUUCAUGAAAAAAUAAGUUAUAACAAAUGAAUAAUGUAUCUCUCCCACCCUAAAACACCUUUGAAGCCUACAAAGAGUGCACUUCCAGUUUUUGGGAGUAUAACUAGAAGUCCAAGAACACCGCCUUCCUCUUCCCUAUAUUCAGAAUCAGAUGGUGGCGCCGGGACACAAGGGGGCUAUUAUUCAGACACAUUUGUGAGUGAAUCUGCAUAUCAAGGAGGGGAUCAACAGCAGAAGAAAACUCCCAGAAAAGGGCAGAUCAGCUUCAAAGAAAAUGAUAUUACGGAAACAAUUCACACAGAAAUGCCUUUUACUGGCAGGUCAACAACAGACAUUCCUUUCACCGGUAGGACUGUCAAGUCUUUAACUGAGAGGGCCAUAACAGAGAUAGAGACUUAUAUAUCAGAGUAUGAUCAAAGUGAAAAAAUUGUUACAGUUACUGAAAAGUUACCCUCAUUGUCGGAAACUAAAUCUAGUCAGUCUUUAUAUUCCAACACAUUUGAAAGUGAUUCCCAAUUCAGAUCAUCCAAAAGUGACCAUGAAUCAACUGUGUAUGAUUAUUCAGACACCUUCCAGUCAGCUGGGCAUUCAGAAAGAGACACUACUGAUCAUGACUAUGACAAAUCAGACUACACAUCCACACUCACUGAAGAUUCAGUGACUCAGUCAAGCACAUUUAAAUCUCUGGAGGAAACUGUUGCAUCAGCAUCACCAACUCCUGAGUCCUACAGUUUAACUUUUGAGGCUGAUUCAGAAUCUGAAAGAGAAUACAGUGCAGAUUUUGAGGAGAGUACUUCUCUAAAAACUGAAUACACUGAUACAUUUUUGUCCCUUGGAAGUGUAGAGGACUCCUCGGAAAAGAUUAGACAGGCAGAGGAAUUGAAAAAAAUCAGCCAAGAAGCGGAGGAGAAUUUUAUUGCUGCCAUGGUUACUCACAUCAAACAGAAGCCAAUGAGAGACACUGAUCUUUCAGCACUGAUCGAUAAAGAGCUGGAGAAACCAGAUUAUGAAGUACUUGACAGACAUUCCAAGAGAUACAUCAAGAAGAAGAUAAGUUUACUGAAACAGAAGCUCAAAAGAGGAGAGGAAGGUCAGAGCCCCCGAGAAGAGACCAAUCAGUGGGAGAGUAAGAGGACCCACCUGAUCUCUGACUACGGAGUCCACCCCGCCAUACUGGACAAACUCAAACUGCACAACUUCAAUCACGACAUGGAAAAAGCAGCACAGACAGAAAUUCAUGAUCCCCAAAAAUGCAGAGAAUGUAGAGUCCAUCAGUUGUCCCUGGAUGCUGCAGCAGCUGAAAGGAAUUUCCUCCGAUUAAAAACACGAGAAGUCAGACAGAGAGAGAUGGAGGAUAACUAUCACAAUCAUCUGGUCAGAAUGGAUUCAAUAAACUUGAUAGCAGACAUAGCCCGUUCGUUACCAAGGGCAACAGAGGACCCAGAAACCAUUGAGGACCAGUUAUUCAAGGGACUUAACCUUUCAAGGGCAAUCAGUAAAAACAGGCUAUCUGCCAGUUAAAUUGUGCCUGUUCAAACUUCAGUAAUAAAUUUGUAUUAUUAUU